This is a messenger RNA of Kalmanozyma brasiliensis GHG001, 522 nucleotides long. Its product is annotated as Ubiquitin-conjugating enzyme, E2. The transcript has a single exon. Gene Ontology annotation, cellular component: HULC complex. The coding region runs from base 1 to 522 and encodes 173 amino acids. NCBI's taxonomy places the organism in Eukaryota, Fungi, Basidiomycota, Ustilaginomycetes, Ustilaginales. Gene Ontology annotation, biological process: protein polyubiquitination; proteasome-mediated ubiquitin-dependent protein catabolic process; DNA repair. The record is from RefSeq and is a predicted model, not a curated record. Gene Ontology annotation, molecular function: ubiquitin conjugating enzyme activity.
AUGUCGACACCAUCAAAGAAGCGUCUGAUUCGGGACUUCAAGCGUCUAUCCACGGAUCCUCCGGGAGGGAUCUCCGGUGCGCCCUGUGCGGACAAUCUCAUGGUCUGGAACGCCGUGAUCUUCGGUCCCGCAGACACCCCUUUCGAGGAUGGAACCUUCAAACUCGUCCUCACAUUCGACGAGUCCUAUCCGAACAAGCCGCCCACCGUCAAGUUUCUCUCCAAGAUGUUCCACCCGAACGUCUAUGCGAAUGGCGAGCUGUGUCUGGACAUCCUGCAGAAUCGGUGGAGCCCGACGUACGAUGUGGCUGCGAUUUUGACGAGCAUUCAGAGUCUGCUGCACGAUCCGAAUCCCAACAGUCCGGCGAAUGCCGAAGCGGCGAGCUUGUAUAGGGAGAACAUGAAGGAGUAUGUGAGGAGGGUCAAGGCGACCGUGGAAGCGAGCUGGUUGGAUGACGGGGAGGGGAUGGAGGGUAUCGCUGAGGAAGAGGAGGAGGCACCAAGAGCAUCUGCAACUGCAUGA